CUACAGCACUUCAACUCUUCACAACAAUAAAGUCCAAUUAAACUCAAAAACCAAUUCUCUUUCUUCAUAGCAUAAUCUCAAGUGUUUUGUUUUUCCAACAUGGUGCAACAAUCACUUAUAUACAGCUUUGUGGCGCGUGGCAUGGUGAUUCUGGCCGAGCACACCAACUUCACUGGAAACUUCGUUGAAAUAGCUUUGCAAUGUUUGCAAAGACUCCCAGCAACCAACACAAAAUUCACUUACAACACCGAUGGUCAUACCUUCAACUACCUCGCCCAUGAUGGAUUUACUUACUGCGUUGUUGGUGUGGAGUCUUUUGAUCGCCAUAUUGCUAUGGCAUUUCUUGAUCGCAUCAAGGAGGAUUUUACCAAAAGAUAUGGUGGAGGAAAAGCUGCAACAGCAACAUCUAAAAGCUUGAAUAAAGAAUUUGGACCGAAAUUGAAGGAGCAUAUGCAAUAUUGUGUGGAACAUCCAGAAGAGGUUAGCAAACUUGCGAAAGUAAAAGCUCAGGUUUCUCAAGUUCAAGAUGUUAUGUUGGAAAAUAUUGAUCAGGUCCUUAAUCGUCAAGUGAAGAUUGAUGUUUUGAUGGACAAAACUGACAACCUUCGUGAUCAGGCACAAGUUUUCAGGAGGGAGGGAGGGCAAUUAAGGAGAAAGAUGUGGUUUCAGAACAUGAAGAUAAAACUAAUAGUUCUUGCUAUCAUAAUUGUCAUUAUUCUCAUAAUUGUUCUUCUUGUUACAUAAUUCAAAUAUAUACCAUUGACAAGCAUUUUCAUGCAAAGGCAACUCCUUAAGCACCUUUUCCUCUCUGUCGUACAAGCCCUAAUUCUGCCUUAAUCAACAAUGUUUUACAGAUCACAAAAAUUAGUUCUUGUUUUUGCUCA
This is a messenger RNA of Medicago truncatula (barrel medic), 884 nucleotides long. Its product is annotated as vesicle-associated membrane protein 722. Bases 100 to 744 code for a protein of 214 amino acids. The transcript has 5 exons. Gene Ontology annotation, cellular component: membrane. Gene Ontology annotation, biological process: vesicle-mediated transport. The record is from RefSeq and is a predicted model, not a curated record. Lineage: Eukaryota; Viridiplantae; Streptophyta; Magnoliopsida; Fabales; Fabaceae.